GGAGAGGAUUCUUCAAGGGGCCUAGGUUCUACGCCCAAUGAGGAUACGAGGACCUUGCGGGGCCAGUUCCGAGCGGCAGUACUUAAGGCCAACCCGGCGCGGGGCUGGGAGGGGCGCAGGACUGAACGACGCGGGGGCCGGCCAAUGGCGAGUGCAAAAGCGGGCACCCCCGGCCCGGAGCGCGGAGGGCGCUGAGGGAGGAGGGAGGCCGAACCGGAGAGAAGCAGGAAGUAGCGGCGGCCGUAGGGAGGGCGGCGGCGGCGGCGGCGGCUGGAGCUGGGUAUAGAUCGCCUAGUCCCGGUUCGCACCGGGAGCGGAACAAGUCUGGGCGCUAUGGGGGACAUGAAGACCCCUGAUUUCGAUGACCUCCUUGCUGCCUUUGAUAUCCCUGACAUUGAUGCGAAUGAAGCCAUCCACUCUGAGCCUGAAGAAAAUGAGGGGCCAAGAGGCCCAGAGAAGCCAGAACCCAGUGGAGGAGUCGAAUCUAAAGAUACAGAAGCAGCCUCUGCUGGGGAUGGCCCUGUGGGUCCAGCCCAGGCUUCUGAGCAUGGCCUGCCACUGCCAGAUAUUUCCACAGUCAGCGUCAUUGUCAAGCAUACUGUGUGUCCUGAGCAGUCUGAGGCUCUGGCUGGGGAGUUAGGAGAGGAGGGGGGGCAGGCUGAGGUAUUGAUUAAGGAAGAAUGUGUGGAGCCUUGUCUGAUGCAAAAUGGUUUUGGGGGCCCUGAGGCAUCUCUCCCAGGAACCCCUCACUCUCCAGCUCCUCCCACUGUGGAUACCUGGAAAGAAAAAGCCAUGGAAGACAAAACUCCUUUAGACCUCUUUGCUCAUUUUGGGCCUGAGCCAGGGGAGCACUCAGAUACCCUGCCUUCCUCUGCACCUUCCUCUCGGGAGGGGGCCAUGACCCCACCCACUUUCUCAUCUCCCUUUGAGUUGGGCCAGGAGAAUGGCCCAAACCUGCUGCCACCUGGUUCUUCCCCACUGCUGCGGGCCUUGAAACAGGAAAGCUGCAGCCCCCUUCACCCCCAGGAUAUAGCCCAGGGAGCCUUGGGCUCUAACCCUAAAGCCUCGGGCAUCCCUGCCAGCACCUCAUCCCCCCCGGUUGCUGGAAUGCCCUUCUUCAAGCAAUCUCCAGGGCAUCAGAGCCCUCCCACCUCCCUCAAAGUACCCAGCUGUCAGCCCCUGAAGGAAGAAGACGAGGGGCCAGUGGACAAGUCUCUCCAGGAAAGUCCCCAUAGUCCUUCUAGUGGAGCUGAGGCAGCAGAUGAGGACAGCAAUGACUCCCCCACCUCCUCCAGCUCCUCUAGGCCUCUGAAAGUGCGGAUCAAAACCAUUAAGACAUCCUGCGGGAGUAUCACAAGGACUGUAACCCGAAUCCCCUCGGACCCUGACACGCCUGCCCCCUUGGCUGAGGGGGCCUUCCUGGCUGAGGCCAGCCUCCUAAAGCUGUCCCCUGCAACACCAGCCCCUGAAGGUCCAAAGGUGGUGAGUGUGCAGUUGGGUGAUGGUACGAGGCUGAAGGGCACUGUGCUCCCUGUGGCCACCAUCCAGAAUGCCAGCACUGCCAUGCUGAUGGCAGCCAGUGUGGCCCGCAAAGCUGUAGUUCUUCCUGGGGGGACUGCCACCAGUCCUAAGACGAUUGCUAAGAAUGUACUGAGCUUGGUGCCCCAAGCCCUGUCCAAAGCUGAGGGGCGGGCAGGGCUGGGGUUAGGGGGGCAGAAGGUGAAUGGUGCCUCAGUGGUGAUGGUGCAUCCUUCAAAGACAGCCACUGGGGCAGGUGUGGGAGGCGGCACGGUGAUCUCACGGACACAAUCCAGCCUGGUGGAAGCCUUUAACAAGGUCCUCACCAGCAAGAACCUGCUGCCUGCGUACAGGCCAAACCUGAGCCCGCCUGUGGAGGCUGGGCUGGCCCUGCCCCCAACAGGCUAUCGCUGCCUUGAGUGUGGGGACGCCUUCUCUCUGGAGAAGAGUCUGGCACGACACUAUGACCGCCGGAGCAUGCGCAUCGAGGUCACUUGCAACCACUGCGCGCGCCGCCUGGUCUUCUUUAACAAGUGCAGCCUGCUCCUGCACGCCCGCGAGCAUAAGGACAAGGGGCUUGUUAUGCAGUGCUCGCAUUUGGUCAUGAGGCCAGUGGCCCUCGACCAGAUGGUGGGGCAGCCGGACAUUACACCCCUGCUGCCUGUGGCUGUCCCACCUAUUCCUGGACCUCUGAUCUUGCCUGCCUUAGGCAAGGGUGAGGGGGCCAUCACAUCUGCCAUCACAACAGUUGCUCCUGAGGCCCCUGUUCUGCCACUCUCAGUGGACCCUCCUGUUGCCCCUGCCACCUCUGCUUACACGUGCUUUCGCUGUCUGGAGUGCAAGGAGCAGUGCCGGGACAAGGCUGGCAUGGCAGCCCACUUCCAGCAGCUUGGGCCCCCUGCCCUUGGGGCCACUAGCACUGUGUGCCCAACCUGCCCCAUGAUGCUCCCCAACCAUUGCAGCUUCAGUGCCCACCAGCGCAUGCAUAAGAAUCGACCCCCACACGUCUGUCCCGAGUGUGGGGGCAACUUCCUGCAAGCCAAUUUUCAGACCCAUCUCCGUGAGGCCUGUCUGCAUUUCUCUCGCCGCGUAGGAUACAGGUGCCCCAGCUGUGCGGUGGUAUUUGGGAGCAUGAACUCCAUCAAGUCCCAUGUCCAGGCUUCGCACUGUGAGGUUUUCCACAAGUGCCCCAUCUGCCCCAUGGCCUUCAAGUCUGGACCCAGCGCCCAUGCUCACCUCUAUACCCAGCAUCCCAGUUUCCUCAUGCAGCAGGCCAAGCAGAUCUACAAGUGCGCCAUGUGUGACACGGUCUUCACCCACAAGCCCCUGCUGUCCUCGCAUGUCGACCAGCACCUGCUGCCCCAGCGUGUUAGUGUCUUUAAAUGCCCAUCCUGCCCUCUACUCUUUGCCCAAAAAAGGACCAUGUUGGAACAUCUCAAGAACACCCAUCAGUCUGGGUGCUUGGGAGAGGAGCCUGCUGGGAAAAGGAGUGCCCUUCUGACACCUAAGACUGAGCCUGAAGACCUGGCUGUGUCUGGGGGAGGGGCGGUACCUGCUACUGAGGAAUCCUCUUCAUCUUCAGAAGAGGAAGAACUGCCCAGCUCCCCUGAGCGCCCCCGCCCAACCAAACGGGCACGGCGGGAAGUAGGGAGCAAAGGCAUCAAGGGUGGGGGAGGUGGUGGUGGCUGGACCUGUGGCCUCUGUCAUUCCUGGUUCCCUGAGCGUGAUGAAUAUGUGGCUCACAUGAAGAAGGAACAUGGCAAGUCAGUGAAAAAGUUUCCCUGUCGGCUAUGUGAGCGCUCCUUCUGCUCGGCACCCAGCCUGAGGCGCCAUGUCAGGGUCAAUCACGAGGGCAUCAAGCGAGUUUACCCAUGCAGGUACUGUACGGAGGGGAAGCGCACCUUCAGCAGCCGCCUCAUCCUGGAGAAGCACGUGCAGGUCCGGCAUGGCUUGCCGCUUGGGGCCCCGUCCACUGGCCGGGGGAAUGCCCGGGGACCUGGUGCCCGAUCCCAGGCGCCAGGCCGGAAACGCCGCCAGUCUUCUGACUCUUGCAGCGAGGAGCCUGACAGCACAACACCGCCAGCAAAGUCCCCCAGAGGAGGACUUGGGUUGGGAGGCCGUGGCCCUAUGCGCUACCGAAGCAGUGGACCAGUGGAACAGAGCCUUGCUGUGGGGUUGAGGGUGGGUGGUGGUGCCCAACAGUGCCUCGACUGUGGCCUAUGCUUUGCCUCCCCUGGCUCACUGAGCCGGCACCGUUUCAUCAGCCACAAGAAGAGACGGGGUGUAGGUAGGGCCAGUGCCCUGGAGUUGGGGGAUGGGGAGGAAGAGGGUCCCCUUCCAUCAAGGUCUGACCCAGAUGGUGGAGAUUCAACCUUGCCUCCUCCCGGGGGCCCACUGACCUGUAAGGUGUGUGGCAAGAGUUGUGACAGCCCUCUCAACCUCAAGACCCAUUUCCGCACACAUGGCAUGGCAUUCAUCAGGGCUCGGCAAGGGGGCAGCGGGGACAACUAGGCCUCAAGCCCAGGACUGACCAGCCCUUCUCUCUUCCCAAGGAGCCUGGUUUUCCCUGCUGCUUCCUGGUCCAUGGGCUGUGACAUUUCAUUAACAUUCAUAUUUUGUUCAAAUCCUCUCUUCCCCCACCCCCUCAACCCUGAGGAAAAAGCUUUUGAGGAAUAUAGUUACUUGCAAUCUCCUUUUGGGUUAGGACCUUGGGCCCUGGUAGUGGGCCCUCCAUUCUUCCUUUCUGAGCCCAGCACUAAUUAUGCUCUUGCUGCAGAACCCCCAGUGUGGGACUGGGGCUGGGAGGAUGAGACAGUCAUAGGCCUGCCAGAUGGGUACAGGGAAGGACCAAUAGGGGCAUGGACAGCUUCCACAAUUCCUCCAGGCACAGACUGGAAUUUUCUUCCUCUGGGCCAGGCCCUAACACCCCACCCCCAACUCCUUGGCGCUCAACUCGCCCCACCCCUGCAGUGCCUUUCACUUUUCUUUUACCCCAGAAAUCCAGGGGCGGGGUUGGUGGGGAUGAGUCCAGUCAAGGGGGCCCAGGGAGGAGGAGACAGGCUCUCAGGAAUCUUUAUUCUUGUAGUAAUAAUACUAACAAUGGGGGAAAUAGAAAACCAGACCAUUAAAACUGCUCGUGGUUUAACCCCCAUGCAGGCCUCUGUGACUUGGACAACGUGAAGUUGGAGGGGGCA
This is a messenger RNA of Otolemur garnettii (small-eared galago), 4712 nucleotides long. RefSeq names its product zinc finger protein 687 (gene ZNF687). The record is from RefSeq and is a predicted model, not a curated record. Bases 334 to 4029 code for a protein of 1231 amino acids. Lineage: Eukaryota; Metazoa; Chordata; Mammalia; Primates; Galagidae. The transcript has 9 exons.